GCCUAAUUUGUCAUUUCCCCAACUCGCUCUCGCUAAUGGAUCGGUUCCGGCCGCUCAGGCGGAUACAGGUGGAGCCCGAGCGCGCGGAUCCUCCCCCACCGGCGCCGCCGGCGGCGGGCGGCGGCGAGGCGGAGGAGAUGGUGCCGGGGCCCGCGGCCGGGCUGCUUAUGGGGGCCAAGGUGCGGCGCCGCGCGGCGGUGUACCGCGACUGCAAGGGCGACUACAUCGGCGUCCCCAAUGACCCAUGCCUCGCCAAGAUCCUCUCCAAGCAAGGGGAUAACAAAGUUCUGUUUGCGGACAAGGUCUUGAAGUUCACACAAUCAGGAAAGAUGAAAAGGCGCAUCCUUGUGAUCACGGACUUUGCUCUCUACCUUGUUGAUCCUGACGCUGAUAUAUUGAAGAGAAGGAUUGCACUUGCAGCUGUUGAUAGGCUAUGUAUAAGCAACCUCAGUGAUAAUUUCUUUGCAAUCAUUGUGCCAACCGAGUACGAUUGUUUAAUGGUGAGCACUAGAAAGAAGGAAAUUGUUGAUAUUAUAGUUAGGGCUAUCAAGAGCACAUCUGAGUAUGAACCUGAGGUGGCUUCCUCUAACAGGUUUGAGUACCAUGCUGCUGCUGAAGUGAUUAAAGAAGUUGAAUUUGAGGAAGCUGAUGGCGGCAUUAAAACAAGGAUUACGCACAAGGAGAAGUGAUGAUUCUGAACAUGUUUUUAGUUCCCUGUAAAAUGUACAGCUCGGUUCGUGCCGGAAAGUUCAAAGACACAUGAUUGUUUUGUUGUAUUUUGUCUUCUUUUUUCUUGCUGUUGUACCUGGAAGAAGUGGCCUGUCAUUUUGACGACCCACUAUGGAAUCUCUAGAAUCUUGUUAUCAUGACACUUUGUACUACUGUGGAUUUUUAGUUUUGUUAUCAUGCCAUAUAUUGGAGAAUAGAUCAAGUGUA
Brachypodium distachyon (stiff brome) is the source of this 936-nucleotide messenger RNA. Its product is annotated as myosin IB heavy chain. Lineage: Eukaryota; Viridiplantae; Streptophyta; Magnoliopsida; Poales; Poaceae. The record is from RefSeq and is a predicted model, not a curated record. Bases 36 to 689 code for a protein of 217 amino acids. Gene Ontology annotation, cellular component: myosin complex. Gene Ontology annotation, molecular function: cytoskeletal motor activity. The transcript has 4 exons.